ACACCGAGUGCAUUGCCUGCUGAGGUUGAUUCAGCUACUCCACAAACAGAAGAAGGGUCUGGACAAUCCAUAUCUGUCACGUGUACAUCAAGCGUAACCAAAGACCACCAGGAGGAGGACGACGAAGAAGAAGAAGAACCAGAAGAACGAACUAGCUCAGUUCCGUCGGCUUUAGCCGUAUCGUCCGUGGAGAACGAACAAACAGUCCAGCCGAGCGAGGUAGUCGAUCCCGCACUCGAGGAAAACAAACGUAAUAGUGCGGCUAUUUGUAUUCAGGCUCACUUUCGAGGCCAUCUUGCUCGAAAGAAGUAUCGGGUGACCGUAAACGUAGAGGAAGAAACUACUGUUAUUGAAGAAACUUCAACAGAGGACGUCUCAGGUAGUGAAGCAGCCCCUAUUGCGCCUAAAUUAAAGUCCCCCAAGCAGUCAAACCAGGACGAAGACGACCGGUCUAUCGAAGAGCUUCACACAAAAUCAGACGAGAUUAAGGCAGUAACAGAAAUACCAAUAGAAAUUGUAUCACAAAACUCGCACACCGAGGGCAGCACCCAAUCGACAGAUCCAUCAGAUACAGGUGUAUCAUCACCGGUGCAGCAGACCAGUUCAGAGAUAACCGAUAAACCGGACGGCACUCAUCCCCUAAACCCGGCCGAUUUGAGUUCAAAUAGAACAGACGACCCCGCACAUUCUCAGUCGGUAGAACAGGACCAAGAAAGCUCCUCUACAACACACGAUACAGAACAGUCCGGUGAAUCUACCGAAAGUGUUGAACAAGAAGUAAGUAAAUUCAUCACCCUAAUGUACGAUUAUAAUUGCAAUAAGUUGGCUUACAAGACAAUCUAA
Molecule: messenger RNA, 843 nt
Organism: Echinostoma caproni
Lineage: Eukaryota; Metazoa; Platyhelminthes; Trematoda; Plagiorchiida; Echinostomatidae
Source: the annotation of a GenBank genome assembly